Messenger RNA from Gekko japonicus, 2142 nucleotides. It is a transcript of the gene CNGB3, whose product is annotated as cyclic nucleotide gated channel beta 3. Gene Ontology annotation, molecular function: protein-containing complex binding; cGMP binding; intracellularly cAMP-activated cation channel activity. Gene Ontology annotation, biological process: monoatomic cation transmembrane transport. Bases 1 to 2142 code for a protein of 713 amino acids. The record is from RefSeq and is a predicted model, not a curated record. The transcript is spliced from 16 exons. Gene Ontology annotation, cellular component: photoreceptor outer segment; intracellular cyclic nucleotide activated cation channel complex; plasma membrane. NCBI's taxonomy places the organism in Eukaryota, Metazoa, Chordata, Lepidosauria, Squamata, Gekkonidae.
AUGACUGGAAUGGUCAGCACUGAGAAAAUGCCACCAGGAACCCCCAUAAAUGCAUAUGCUCAAGUCCAGCUACAAGAGGUUCUCAAAAAAAUUCGAGAAAGGACAGCCACGUAUAAAGAAAGGCUAAAAGAUCCAGUCCUCUCCUCACCUGAAGUCAGUCCAACAGCUUCACCCAAAAAGGAAGCCCCACCUCCCCCACCAAAAGAAGAAGAGAAAAAAGAGGUGAAAAAGGAAGAAGCUGCCGUACCAGAGGAAGAACACUAUUGUGACAUGCUAUGCUGUAAAUUCAAGAGGCGACCCUUCAAAGAAUACCUGAAGAAACUAAAGCUACCACAAAGUAUGGAUCCAUUGACAGAUCGUUUCUAUGUUACAUGGUUAUUCUUCGUCACCCUUGCCUAUAACUGGAACUGCUGGCUCAUCCCAAUGCGAUGCAUGUUCCCAGUUCAAACAACUACCAACUUGGUAUACUGGGUCACUAUGGACGUCCUCUGUGACCUCUGCUACCUCUGUGAUCUGCUGAUAUUUCAGCCCCGAUUACAAUUUGUAAGAGGUGGAGAUAUCAUAACAGACAGAGAAGAUAUGAGGAAGUACUACUGGACUACGGUGAAAUUUCGGUUUGAUGUGUUCUCAAUACUACCAUUCGACCUUUUAUACACCAUGUUUGGAUUUAGGCCUGUAUUUAGAGCAAACCGGUGUAUGAAGCAUCUCACAUUCUUUGAGUUCAAUGACCGACUAGAGUCUCUCAUGUCAAAAGCAUACAUCUAUAGGGUUAUUAGAACAACUGGAUACCUAAUGUUUAUCUUACACGUUAAUGCAUGUUUGUAUUACUGGGCCUCAACCUAUGAAGGUAUCGGCAGCACUAAGUGGACCUAUGAUGGUGACGGAAACAUGUACCUGAGAAGUUACUAUUUUUCAGUUCGGACUUUAAUUACAAUUGGUGGACUUCCAGAACCAGUAACCACCUUUGAGAUCGUCUUUCAGCUUCUGGAUUAUUUCUCAGGGGUCUUUGUGUUUUCCAGCUUGAUUGGUCAGAUGCGAGAUGUCAUUGGAUCAGCAACAUCUGGGCAGAACUACUUCCGUACCUGUAUGGAUAACACAGUCUCGUACAUGAACAUUAAUUCAAUUCCAAAAGUGGUUCAGAAUCGUGUUAAAACUUGGUAUGAAUAUACGUGGCAGUCACAAGGAAUGCUGGAUGAAUCCGAAUUACUGGAGAAGAUGCCUGGGAAAAUGCAGCUGGCCGUUGCAAUUGAUGUAAACUAUGCCAUUGUCAGUAAAGUUGACUUGUUCAAAGGAUGUGAUUCACAAAUGAUAUGCGACAUGUUGCUGAGACUAAAAUCCAUUGUGUAUUUACCUGGUGACUAUGUCUGCAGAAAGGGAGAAAUUGGUAGAGAAAUGUACAUUAUCAAGCAAGGUGAAGUUCAAGUUCUUGGAGGUCCUGAUGGAACCAAGGUCCUGGUCACCUUGAAAGCAGGCGCUGUAUUUGGCGAGAUCAGCCUGUUAGCAGCUGGUGGAGGAAAUCGACGAACUGCUAAUGUGGUGGCCCAUGGAUUUGCCAACCUUUUUAUUCUCGACAAGAAGGAUCUCAGUGAAAUCAUGGUGCACUAUCCUGAGUCUGAAAGACUCUUGAGGAAGAAGGGAAAAGUGCUCUUGAGGCAGAAGGGCAAACCUGCAGGACCACCUGAACCAGCAAAAGGUUUCGCCCUGCUCGAAAAGAAGUACGAAGAAACACCAAAGAUGUUCAAAGCACUGCUUGGUGGGAAAGGACGAAGUGGCCUUGCCAUGCUUAUCAAGAUGAAGAGAGAACAAGAGGCGCAGCGGAAAGAAAGAGAAGAAAAGGAAAGAAAAGAAAGGGAAGAAAGGGAACAAAAAGAAAAGGAAGAAAAAGAACAAAAAGAAAAAGAACAAAAAGAAAAAGAAGAAAAAGCUGCACUCCAAACCAAGCUAGAGGAAGAUGCAGCACAAGUUCCUGAGGAUGAUGCACAAGUCGAGCCAGAUAUGAAAGGCCAGUCCUCAUCACCUCAGAAGUCGCCUUUGCUCAGAGGAAUCACUAAUGAGUCCCUGAUCAUUACCAUGUCUCCUUCGACCACAAUUGGAGAGGGAGAGAUUCUCACUGUUGAAGUAAAAGUGAAGCCGCAAGAUUAA